Messenger RNA from Eriocheir sinensis (Chinese mitten crab), 3132 nucleotides. RefSeq names its product basic proline-rich protein-like. The record is from RefSeq and is a predicted model, not a curated record. The transcript has a single exon. Bases 1 to 2910 code for a protein of 969 amino acids. Lineage: Eukaryota; Metazoa; Arthropoda; Malacostraca; Decapoda; Varunidae.
AUGCCCCUCCUUCCCCACACCCCAAUCCCCUCCAUCCCUUCUUCCCCUGCCAACCCCAAUGCUCCCUCAAAACCUGAUCCUCCUCCACCUAAUACUCAAGACCCUAAUCCUUCUCCAGCUAAUCCCCAAGACUAUUAUUCGCCUACACCUAAUCCCCAAGAUCCUAAUCCUAUAAACUUUCCAUCUAAUCCACAAAACCCUAAUCCUCCUCUACCUAAUUUCCAAGACCCAAAUCCUCCUCCACCUAAUCCCCAAGACCUUAAUUCCCCUUCACCUAAUUUUCAAGAACCUAAUCCCCCUCCACCUAGUCCCCAAGACCCUAAUCCCCCUCCACCUAAUUCCCAAGACCCAUAUCCUCCUCCACCUACUCCCCAAGACCCUAAUCCUCCUCCACCUAUUCCCCAAGACCCUAAUCCCCAAGACCCUGAUUCCUCUUCACCUGAUCCCCAAGACCCUAAUCCUCCUCCACCUAAUCCCCAAGACCCCAAUCCUCCUCCACCUAAUCCCCAAGACCCUAAUCCUCCUCCACCUACUCCCCAAGACCCUAAUCCUCCUCCACCUAAUCCCCAAGACCCCAAUCCUCCUCCACCUAAUCCCCAAGACCCUAAUCCUCCUCCACCUACUCCCCAAGACCCUAAGUCUCCUCCACCUACUCCCCAAGACCCUAAUCCUCCUCCACCUACUUCCCAAGACCCUAAUCCUCCUCCACCAAAUCCCCAAGACCCUAAUCCUCCUCCACCUAAUCCUCAAGACCCAAAUCCUCCUCCACCUACUCCCCAAGACCCUAAUCCUCCUCCACCUACUCCCCAAGACCCUAAUCCUCCUCCACCUAAUCCCCAAGACCCUAAUCCUUCUCCAUCUAAUCCUCAAGACUAUUAUUCUCCACAACCCAAUCCCCAAGAUCCUAAUCCUCUUCCACCUAAUCCCCAAAACCCUAAUCCUCCUCCACCUACUCCCCAAGACCCUAAUUCCCCUCCACCUAUUCCCCAAGACCCUAAUCCUCCUCCACCUACUCCUCAAGACCCUAAUCCUCCUCCACCUACUCCCCAAGACCCUAAUCCUCCUCCACCUACUCCCCAAGACCCUAAUUCCCCUCCACCUAAUCCCCAAGACCCUACUUCUUCUCCAUCUAAUCCCCUAGACUAUUAUUCUCCUCAACCCAAUCCCCAAGAUCCUAAUCCAAUAAAUUUUCCACUUAAUCCCCGAGACCCUAAUCCUCCUCCACCUAACCCCCAAGACCCAAACACUUCUCCACCUAAUCCCCAAGACGCUAAUCCUCCUCCACCUAAUCCCCAAGACGCUAAUCCUCUGCCACCUACUCCCCAAGACCCUAAUCCUUCUCCACCUACUCCCCAAGAUCCUAAUCCUCCUCCACCUACUUCCCUAGACCCAAAUCCUCCCUCGCCUACUCCCCAAGAUCCUAAUCCUCCUCCACCUACUCCCCAAGACCCUAAUCCUUCUCCACCUACUCCCCAAGAUCCUAAUCCUCCUCCACCUACUUCCCAAGACCCUAAUCCUCCUUCACCUACUCCCCAAGACCCUAAUCCUCCUCCACCUACUCCUCAAGACCCUAAUCCUCCUCCACCUACUCCUCAAGACCCUAAUCCCCCUCCACCUAAUCCCCAAGACCCAGAUUCCUCUUCACCUACUCCCCAAGACCCUGAUGCUCCUUCACCUAAUCCCCAAGACCCCAAUCCUCCUCCACCUAAUCCCCAAGACCCUAAUCCUCCUCCACCUACUCCCCAAGACCCCAAUCCUCCUCCACCUAAUCCCCAAGACCCCAAUCCUCCUCCACCUAAUCCCCAAGACCCCAAUCCUCCUCCACCUACUCCCCAAGACCCUAAUCCUCCUCCACCUACUCCCCAAGACCCUAAUCCUCCUCCACCUACUUCCCAAGACCCUAAUCCUCCUCCACCUAAUCCCCAAGACCCUAAUUCUUCUCCAAUUAAUCCCCAAGACUAUUAUUCUCCUCAACCCAAUCCCAAAGAUCCUAAUCCUAUAAAUUUUCCACCUAAUCCCCAAGACCCUAAUCCUCCUGCACCUACUCCCCAAGACGCUAAUCCUCUUCCACCUAAUCCCCAAGAUACUAAUCCUCCUCCACCUAAUCCCCAAGAUGCUAAUCCUCUUCCACCUGAUCCCCAAGACCCUAACCCUCCUCCACCUAAUCCCCAAGACGCUAAUCCUCCUGCACCUGCUCCCCAAGACCCCAAUCCUCCUCCACCUACUCCCCAAGACCCUAAUCCUCCAGCAUCUACUCCCCAAGACCCUAAUCCUCCUCCACCUACUCCCCAAGACCCUAAUCCUCCUGCAUCUACUCCCCAAGACCCCAAUCCUCCUCCACCUAAUCCCCAAGACCCUAAUCCUCCUCCACCAAAUCCCCAAGACCCUGAUUCCCCUCCACCUUAUCCCCAAGACCCUAAUCCUCCUCCACCUAAUCCUCAAGACCCUAAUCCUCCUCCACCUAAUCCCCAAGACGCUAAUCCUCCUGCACCUACUCCCCAAGACCCUAAUCCUCCUCCACCUAAUCCCCAAGACCCUAGUCCUCCACCUAAUCCCCAAGACCCUAAUCCUUCCAAUAGUAAUCCCCCUCCACCUAAUCCCUCAAACACAAAUCCUUCACCUAGUCCCCUAUACGGUGUUCCUCUUUCACCUACUCCCUCAAAUCCUAAUCCUCCUCCACCUAGUCCCCAAGACGCUAAUUCUUCACCUAACCCCUCCAAAAGUAAUCCUUUACCUAAUCCCCAAUACGGUGUUCCUCUUCCUAAUCCCCAAGAGGGUUCCCAGUCGCCCCCGAGAAAACGCCACUCGCUUCCAUCUCGACCAAAAGGAUUCGAACCCAAUCUUUAUCCUUUCAACGGGAACAAACCAGCGACGGACAGCAGUAUUACCUGGGUUAAAAUAGUGCCAUAGGUCUCUCUCUCUCUCUCUCUCUCUCUCUCUCUCUCUCUCUCUCUCUCUCUCUCUCUCUCUCUCUCUCUCUCUCUCUCUCUCUCUCUCUCUCUCUCUCAUUUGUUUUUUUCUUGUUUUUUUGCUUUAGUCUGUGGAUAAAGUUGGUAAAAGGUUCCUAUUGUUAUUUUUUUCUAUGUAACGCUUUCUCGGUGCAAUAAAAUAAUAAAAUCAGGUCAGAAGUUU